AUGGGUAUAACAAUUAGACAAGCCACCAUCAAUGAUAUACAAGCGAUGCAAAAUGCGAAUUUGCAUAAUUUGCCAGAAAAUUAUCAAUUGAAAUAUUAUAUGUAUCACAUAUUAUCAUGGCCUCAAGCAAGUUUCGUAGCUACUACAUAUGAUACUAUAGAUGAAGAUGAUGUAUUUGACGAAGAAGUUGAAAAUCCAAAAGGUGAUACAGCAUACAUUAACAAAGGAGAAAAAAUAGUAGCAUAUGUAUUAGGAAAAAUGGAAGAUGAUCCAGAUGCAGAAGAUAAAACACCUCAUGGACAUAUUACAUCAUUAUCAGUCAUGAGAACUUAUAGAAGAUUAGGUUUGGCUGAAAAAUUAAUGCGUCAAUCAUUAUACGCCAUGUGUGAAUCAUUUGGAGCAAAAUACGUUUCAUUACACGUUAGAUUAUCAAAUAGGGCUGCUUUACAUUUAUAUAGAGAUAGUUUAAGUUUUGAAAAUACUUCUAUUGAAAAAUCAUACUAUCAAGAUGGUGAAGAUGCUUAUGCAAUGAAAAAAGUAUUAGAACUAGAAGAAUUAAUACCUUAUAAAGCUCAAAAAUCACAAGAAAAUGAUGAUCUAACAAAAAGUUUAUUAGAAGAUUUAUAA
This is a messenger RNA of Hyphopichia burtonii NRRL Y-1933, 627 nucleotides long. RefSeq names its product peptide alpha-N-acetyltransferase complex A subunit. Gene Ontology annotation, biological process: N-terminal peptidyl-glutamic acid acetylation. The transcript has 2 exons. Gene Ontology annotation, molecular function: protein N-terminal-serine acetyltransferase activity; protein-N-terminal-glutamate acetyltransferase activity. The record is from RefSeq and is a predicted model, not a curated record. NCBI's taxonomy places the organism in Eukaryota, Fungi, Ascomycota, Pichiomycetes, Serinales, Debaryomycetaceae. Bases 1 to 627 code for a protein of 208 amino acids. Gene Ontology annotation, cellular component: NatA complex.